Fusarium redolens is the source of this 2223-nucleotide messenger RNA. RefSeq lists its product as uncharacterized. The transcript has 9 exons. The record is from RefSeq and is a predicted model, not a curated record. Bases 303 to 1892 code for a protein of 529 amino acids. NCBI's taxonomy places the organism in Eukaryota, Fungi, Ascomycota, Sordariomycetes, Hypocreales, Nectriaceae.
CCCUGCCUCAACGCCACCAGUUAUGGUCCAAUAAUACCUUGAGAAAUAGUCACCUGACAGGUUGAAAAUCAAGCAGCGCGUCUUGCACUUCCUUAAGCAUUGAGAUAAGCUCCCAACUCAUACGCAGCAACCUGUAUACUGGGUCCUGUUUAAAGUCUAUAAAACUAUGACUUGGCGAGUAGUAAUGGCCUUGUCCAUAUUCAAUUGUUUGCUUCCCCGCGCCUCAUCACUACAUGAAAGAAGAACUUGGUCAAUAACGCAAUCUCUUUUCGGCAAGCAUCGCUCUUAUAAAAACACUUAGAAUGUCUUCUAUACAAAACAGAAUUCCUCAUACACUAUCAGAUGAAGUGCUUAACAACGACACGAUGUCUUCAAUCUCGGGAGAGGAUUACAUGCUUAACGAAAUCUCGAGAUCACCCAACCCUAAUCCAGUACCUCUCAAUCUAUCGCUAAAUCCAAUCCUCAAUACCUAUCGAUCAGAAGUACACGCGGUGCUCUAUGAAGAAAAAAACUUCUUGUCAAACUCUCGGGUGGAUGUUCUGACGGUCUCGGGGCCCAAAAGCGAAACAGAUUAUCGUAGAGACCAGCAUGACUCCCAAGUCCAGGCGAUAAUUGAUUCCCUCAAGCUAGACGCAGACAGUCCGACUCUUGUGGCUUUAUGCAUCAAACUUGAGAAAAACUCCAGCGCAACAUAUAAAUACACGCCAUCUAUUUCGAAAACUCUUCUUACCCGUCUCUUCAACGAUUAUAACAUCAACAGCAACUUCUUGCUCGAUCUGGUUGGGCGCGCGAACUACUGGUCAGCGGUAUCUCAAGUAAAAUAUGACACUGUUAAGAACGGUGAGAUAUUUGAAUUCCAUUGUCAACAGCCACGAUGGCAUCACAGAGAAUGGUACGACAAAGAGAAAACGGAAGAGACAGCGGCCUCGGAGUGUAAUAAGGCGCCCUGCUCUGUCUACAUGUCAUAUUCCGUGACCACUGACACAUCCAUAUACUUAAUCGUGGCACCAGAUGAGGACAUCUGGUUUUCUUUCAUCGGUCUGAUACAGCUUGGUUCCGUUCCUGUUAACAAUCAGCUAGUUACAGGACAUGACUUGGCAAAGAGUCCUUUUCUUAUAUACGCAAUGGUCUCCAACAUUGGUUUGGAAAAGGCUGCUAAGCACAUUACUGAGGCACAGGACUUCCUAAUGGCCCAACUCAGACGGGUCGAUAAAUACUCAGAAAGCUUGAAAAUGAGUGGAAAGCAAAACCGAGAUGCUCACGAUUCUGACUCGAGGGAAAAGCUAUCUUCAAUCACGCGAGAGCUGCAUUACGUAUCGCAAUUGCUAGACACAGGGCUUGCACGUUCAAGGUCAGCCGUGAAGCUCAGCGCCAAAUUACUCCAAGCUCAUGAACAAUUUUGUCAUCACACUGGCCGAGGACUGCCAGGUACAGCAGCAAGUCAAACACAAGCAGCGACUCAAUACAUACACGAUUCAUAUAUAUGCCAAAACAGCUGGUUGGAGCAGUUCAAAGCACGAAAGGAAACGGCCAUGCAAUUGGUGUUUAAUAUGGUCACGCAAGGUGACAGCGCCAUCAAUCUCAGGACUUCUUACAGAAUGUCUCAAGAUAGCGCUUCAAUCUACGCCAUCACAGUUCUCGCCAUGGUUUUUGUCCCAGGUAAUUUCACAGCGGCGUUGUUCUCCUGUGUUGCGUUCCGAGCCACAGAAUCUGGCGCCAUGGAAGUCACGGAUUGGCUCUUACCGUUUAUACUUAUAACAGUAAUCUUAACAUUGACCGUGAUUACACUGUGGUUAUCUCAUGAGAGAAUUCGAGACUUUUAUUAUGCAGUGGCUCUAAGAUUACAGAAGCAAACAGCUAGAUCAGGGAGGGUUCUUAACGCUAUGCCAUAACUAGCAUAAAGCACUACUAGGCUGCGCCUCCACCAAUAAAUAUGCUGCGCCUACACCCCUUUUAUCCAGCUCACUUUCGGUGAAAGUAGAAAUUCGCAGUCUUUCAUUGGCUUAUACCCCUGUAUAUCCUCUUUCACCGAAAAUGUGACGGGGUUGUUAAGCUUCUAGCUGGCUUUUUAAUUAAGAGUAGAUGAUAUACCUUUGUGGCGCAAAACGAUGCUACCUCCUGAAAGCCUAAUCCAGUAGGCAAAUGCGAGUUAGGUCUUCAAGGCCGCCACUAAUUAUUGGGCUAAACUUAAUUCUAAUAUGUAUUUAUAUGGUCUAGAGAGCA